AUGGGGACAGGAGGCUCCGGGGUCCAGGGCGAUGUCCCCGAGGUUGGGGACAGGGCCGGGCUGUGUCCCCCCCCCCCCCCCCGGUGUCCCCAACCCAGGGGACAGGCGGGAGGUGACACCACCCCCCCCGCGCAAAGCACUCUGGGAAUUGUAGUCCUGGGAGGUCACGUGGGGGGCGGGAGGACUCCAUUUCCCAGCAUCCUCUGCGCGGAGCGGACGGGCAGGGAGCUGCGGUGCCCCCCCAGUUUGGGGCCAGCAGCCGGGUGGCCAUGGCAGCAGCAGCAGCAGCAGCAGCGGGGGGGGGGGCUGGGGGGGGGUCCUUUGGCCCGGUCCAUUCGGUCCAAACUGCUCCGGGCUUUCCGUCCCACCCACCUGCAGGUUCGGGACGACUCCCCCCGCCACGGGGGCCCCCCCGGAGCCGAAACUCAUUUCUGGGUGCUGGUGGUGAGCGAGGGGUUCCAGGGGGUCCCCUUGCUCCAGAGGCACCGGAUGGUCCAGGGGGUGCUGGGGGAGGAACUGGGGGGGCCCCUCCACUCCUUGUCCAUCGUCACCAAGACCCCCCAGCAGUGGGAAAAGGACCCCCGGGUGCAGCCCCCCCCUCCCUGCCUGGGGGGGUCCAAGCACGAGGAAAAAAUGAAAAAGAAAAGCCCACCCCCCACCCCCCUGUGCCCCCCCCAACCUUGAGCACCCCCAGAAGGUCCUUGAGCACCCCCAGAAGUGGGGGGUGGGGGGGGCUGAACACAGACACCCCCACAUCUGAUCUUGGUUUGGGGGGGGGGUCCCCAUUUGCUCCCUUUUGAGGGAGAUUUGGGGAUCCCCCCCCCCAUCUGCUCCCAUUUUGAGGGGGGGGCUCUCCCCAUCUGCCCCCAGUUGGGGGGGAUUUGGGGGAUCCCUCCCCCCCCCAUUUAAUUCCCCCCCCCCCAUCUUGGGUGAGAUUUGGGGCUCCCCCCCGAUCUGCUCCUAUUUUAGGGGGGGGGUCUCCCCCUCUUCCCCCUCUCCUCCCAUCCUGGGGGGGAUUUGGGGACCCCCCCCAUCUACACCCAUUUUGAGGGGGGGGCUCUCCCCAUCUGCCCCCAGUUGGGGGGGAUUUGGGGGGCUCCCACCUCCCCAUCUGCUCCCCUUUUGGGGGGGGUCUCCCCCUCUCCUCCCAUCUUGGGGGGGGGGGGAUUUAGGGGUCUCCCCCCCCACUCCACCUUGGAGGGGGUGCAUGUGACCCCCCCCCAAUUUAAUCUCAAACCCAAAUAAAUCUUCAAGCCCCAA
Calypte anna (Anna's hummingbird) is the source of this 1260-nucleotide messenger RNA. RefSeq names its product bolA family member 1 (gene BOLA1). The record is from RefSeq and is a predicted model, not a curated record. NCBI's taxonomy places the organism in Eukaryota, Metazoa, Chordata, Aves, Apodiformes, Trochilidae. The transcript has 3 exons. Gene Ontology annotation, cellular component: mitochondrion. The coding region runs from base 1 to 684 and encodes 227 amino acids.